CUAUCAGGCUCGGAUUUGUUAUAUGCUGCUAGCCACUCCCGAAAUAUUUUCCAGGCAACUGCAAAAUCUCUCCAAGAAGUUCAUCUAGAGCCUCACUACCCACCUCGGUGCCGUCGCAGCUGAACACGUGUGCCAGUCUCUGAUCUCUUCCUGAUACCUUGUUGUCCACUGCGCUGCACGAGGACGACAAUCCGCGACCAUGGCUUCCAACGGCACUGCAUCAAACGAGAAGAACUUCUUCGAGGACUUCGGCGUCUGGAAGGAUGCGCCCGUCCUCAAGGGAAGCACCCAGUUUGAGCCGCUCCCCGAUGUCAAGAACAUCAUGAUCACGGGCGGCGCCGGCUUCAUCGCCUGCUGGCUCGUCCGCCACCUCACCCUGACCUACCCGGAUGCCUACAAUAUCGUCUCGUUCGACAAGCUCGACUACUGCUCCUCGCUGAACAACACGCGGGCUCUCAACGACAAGAAGAACUUCAGCUUCUACCAGGGCGAUAUCACAAACCCCGCCGAGGUCGGUGCCUGCCUGGAGCGCUACAACAUCGACACCAUCUUCCACUUCGCCGCCCAGUCGCAUGUCGACCUCAGCUUCGGUAACUCGUACGGCUUCACCCACACCAAUGUCUACGGCACCCAUGUCCUGCUGGAGAGCGCCAAGAAGUUCAAGAUAAAGCGCUUCAUCCAUAUCUCCACCGACGAGGUGUAUGGCGAGGUCAAGGAUGACGACGAUGACCUGCUCGAGACGAGCAUCCUCGCCCCCACGAACCCAUAUGCCGCCAGCAAGGCUGCCGCCGAGAUGCUGGUGCACUCUUACCAGAAGAGCUUCAAACUUCCCGUUAUCAUUGUCCGGAGCAACAACGUCUAUGGCCCGCAUCAGUACCCGGAGAAGAUCAUCCCCAAAUUCUCCAGCCUGCUCCAUCGUGGGCAGCCGGUUGUCCUCCACGGCGAUGGCAGUCCCACGCGCAGGUAUCUGUACGCAGGUGACGCGGCAGACGCGUUUGACACGAUCCUGCACAAGGGAGAGCUUGGCCAGGUCUACAACGUCGGUUCGUACGACGAGAUUUCCAACCUGGACCUGUGCGGUAAGCUUCUGGCAGAGCUUGGUAUCCCGCACGAGACUCCCGAGGAGUUCAAAAAAUGGGUCAAAUACACCCAUGACCGUCCCUUCAACGACCACCGGUACGCCGUAGACGGCACCAAGCUCAGGCAGCUCGGCUGGGACCAAAAGACCACCUUCGCCGAGGGUCUGAAGACCACUGUCCAGUGGUACAAGCUCUUUGGCGAGAAGUGGUGGGGUGAUAUCACCAAGGUCCUCAGCCCUUUCCCCGAGGUCCACGGCAAGGAGGUCGUGUCAGACAAGGAGCCCGUCAGCGACACUCCUCAGGAGCCCGUGGAGAAGAAGAGGAAAGUCGACGAGAUGACGGGUGUCAUGGCGUAAUAAAGCGGCCUCCGCAUCGCCAACUUGCGAAUGAGUUUCCUCUGCAACCGGCGGCACGGUUCUCGUAGGAGAUCGUUGUCGAAAAGAUUUGCCGAGGAACGGCUUCUUGCGAGCGCGCCCAUUGCUCGAACUAUUCACGAUAGAGGAAGAAAAAAAAAUCUGAUUGGCAAAUAAUGUAGAAGGCAGCACCAAGGGCUAGGAAAAAUGCAGCACCAUUUUGUUUGCAUUUUACCACACUUGCUUGUGCUACCUCAUCUAGCUAAUAUGACCUCAUGUUUGUUAUUCUUGCACGCGUUGAAAUCCCUAUUGGUGCAUCCUCGCAUACUGGGCGGCCCGUCCGUCCUACGUGCCGAUGAGCUUCCCCUGGAAACAAUGAACGAAU
Messenger RNA from Gaeumannomyces tritici R3-111a-1, 1817 nucleotides. RefSeq names its product dTDP-D-glucose 4,6-dehydratase. The transcript has 5 exons. NCBI's taxonomy places the organism in Eukaryota, Fungi, Ascomycota, Sordariomycetes, Magnaporthales, Magnaporthaceae. The record is from RefSeq and is a predicted model, not a curated record. Bases 200 to 1435 code for a protein of 411 amino acids. Gene Ontology annotation, biological process: nucleotide-sugar metabolic process. Gene Ontology annotation, molecular function: dTDP-glucose 4,6-dehydratase activity.